AUGGUCAACUCUUGUUGUGGCUCCGUCUGCUCUGACCAGAGCUGUGGCCAGGAGACCUGCUGCCGCCCCAGCUGCUGCCAGACCACCUGCUGCAGGACCACCUGCUGCCGCCCCACCUGCUGUGUGUCCAGCUGCUGCCGCCCCAGCUGCUGUGGCUCCAGCUGCGGUGGCUCUGGCUGCUGCCAGCCUUGCUGCCGCCCCUCCUGCUGCAUUUCUAGCUGCUGCCGUCCCUCUUGCUGUGCAUCCAGCUGUGGUGGCUCCAGCUGCUGCCAGCCUUGCUGUCGCCCCUCCUGCUGCAUUUCUAGCUGCUGCCGUCCCUCUUGCUGUGGCUCCAGCUGUGGUGGCUCCGGCUGCUGCCAGCCUUGCUGCCACCCCAGCUGCUGCCAGACCACCUGUUGCAGGACCACCUGCUGCCGCCCCAGCUGCUGUGGCUCCAGCUGCUGCAGGCCCAGCUGCUGCAUCUCUAGCUGCUGCCGCCCCUCUUGCUGUGGUUCCAGCUGCUGCCGUCCUACAUGCUGCAGGACCACUUGCUGCCAUCCCACCUGCUGUGUGUCCAGCUGUUGCCGCCCCAGCUGGUAUAAAAGCAACAGAGAGCAGAGAGAGAUCAUACUUGAGAACUUCAUUCAGCUGGAAACCUGCCUAGAACCUCCACCCUCUGACACCAUGGUCAACUCCUGCUGUGGCUCCAGCUGCUGCCAGCCUUGCUGCCGCCCCUCCUGCUGCAUCUCUAGCUGCUGCCGCCCCUCCUGCUGCCAGACCACCUGCUGCAGGACCACCUGCUGCCGCCCCUCCUGCUGUGGCUCCAGCUGCGGUGGCUCUGGCUGCUGUGGCUCCAGCUGCUGCCAGCCUUGCUGCCGCCCCUCCUGCUGCAUCUCUAGCUGCUGCCAGCCCUCCUGCUGUGGCUCCAGCGGCUGUGGCUCUAGCUGCUGCCAGCCUUGCUGCCGCCCCUCCUGCUGUGGCUCCAGCUGCUGCGGCUCCAGCUGCUGCCGCCCCUCCUGCUGCCCCUCCUGCUGCCUGCGCCCCGUCUGUGGCCGGGUCUCCUGCCACACCACGUGCUACCGCCCCACCUGUGUCAUCUCCACGUGCCCCCGCCCCAUGUGCUGUGCCUCCUCUUGCUGCUGA
Molecule: messenger RNA, 1122 nt
Organism: Suricata suricatta (meerkat)
Lineage: Eukaryota; Metazoa; Chordata; Mammalia; Carnivora; Herpestidae
Product: keratin-associated protein 4-12-like
Exons: 2
Coding region: 1-1122 (373 amino acids)
Cellular component (GO): keratin filament
Source: RefSeq, a predicted model, not a curated record